UUCUCAGUUCUCACCCUCAGGCUGCUAUUGGAACGGAGUCGGACGGCGUCGAUUGGCUCGGUCUUCUUCUUCAUUCCUCGUCUUCUUCCUCGAUCGGCCUUAUCUUGCCCGGUGGGAUUUCACUCGCAUUUAUAUCUCUCCCUAAAUUAGCCUAAUCUCUGUAGUCCUACUUCUUGCUUUAUUCAAAUGGGACCUUACUUCUUGGGCUUUUCUUCAUAUAAGGACUUGCUUGGUUUGGUUCAGUGAGGAGGAGGCCAAAAAGAAAAUAUUCUCUGUUUCUACUACCACGUAUACUUGUUUUGGUGCCCUGAUUUCCGAAGAGCUUUCUUAAAAGGUUAAAUGUAACCGUUUUCCUUUGUUAUAUUAAAAUGGAGGCUUUUUCUUCUUCAUCCUUUAUUUCUGUUGGUGUUUAUGUCUUGCUUCACGAAAAUAGUUUAUCCCAGCUGUACCUGAGUUAUCAAAGUCUUAAAGUGAAUACUCUUUUUAUGCUUCAAUGAAGAGGUAGUUCCUUCGAGUUUGGUGCUUUAAUUCCUAGGUCUAUUUUAUGAAAUCUUGAUUUCAUUCAAUAAUUGAAACAACACCCUUCUAUUAUUGGUGACGAGGAAUUGUCCUUCUUCUGUGUCAUUGUUAAUGUUUGAUUCAUAAAGCUUAACAUGUUCAUCUUAUUACAAUUCGAGAUAAAUAUUGUGCAGGGGAAUUAUAAUGAUGUUUAAUGGGCAAAAGUUUGUUCUACGUUAAGUUAUACUGUAACUUAUGGAGGACAUAAUAUGUUCUACAUGGAUCCAUGGCUAUUUCAAUUUUUACAUCUGCCGCUACAACCAGAUGACUUUGACAUUUGGCAGGAUACUUUGCUUGAACUAUGCUUUAAAAUGUUCAUGUAGGUAUAAAACUCUCAGUAGUGGUGCAUGCAACAGAACCAAGAACCGGCUUAAUAGUGUCCUGCUUCUAUUUAUAAUUAUGGUUGACUUCUGUCUGUACUGGUUUUAGUUGGUUCGCUGGGACUUCUUACUUACAUUAUUCUGAAGAAGGUCGCAGAAGUUAUUGCUGCUAUGAAAUGCAGAUUUUUUUUUUCUAUUUUUUCAACCUUUGAAACAUCAUUUAGAUAUUAGUUAUUGCUGCUAUAUUCUCUUCUUUGAUUAACUUUCUGUUUCUGUCUACUUUUGAUUUAUAUUACUGUGUUUGUGGAUUUUGUAUUGUUGUACUUGUGAACUUGUGGUGUUGUUCUAUUAAUGACUUGAUUAGAAUAUGUUGUGGUGCUUUUGUUGUAUUAAUGACUUGUGACGUUGUUGUAUUGUUGUAUUUUAUUUCUUAUAUAUGUAGUUAUAUAUAUAUAUAUAUUAUUUUUUAUUUAAUUAUUAGGUUACCCAUUCAACUGUUGAUCCAACUGGUUAAACCAUGAGACCUAUGACCUCUUGACAUUUGCGGUUCAUUGUUUGGUCCCGGUUUUAAAACAUUGGUGGCCGCAGCCCACUAUUUUGGCUACAGAGACUAGGGAAAGCCAGGGGUGACAUCAGGGUGUUCAGUGCUGCUGCUGCAAGUCAGUGAAGUCACCACUGGCUGAGGCUUGGCGGAGAAGAGGGAAUCGACACCAGAGGUGACUGCAGUGACAGAGAUAAUAGACUUCAUAGUGCAAGAAUUUUAAGAUCCUUCCUCAAACAUAUUUCUUGGCUUCUUUAAGCUGAAUCCUCUACUCGCUGAAGUGACCAAUAUGGUGAUUCCUCAUCUAAAAGGCCUUGCCCUGCAUUCCUCUUGGAUAAGAGUGUACACUAGCACGAGGACUCAACUUUGCAAGCCUGCCAAGGUUUUCUUUUGCCGGGCAAAAAGUGAUGGGUCAUUGAAGUCAAUGCCUCCAACCCUGUUAGCAGCAGAAAAGGAAGAAGCAAAGGCUGUGUUAACUUUGUUUUUGAAGAAACAAGGCUUGAGUAAUGCAGUUGCAGCAAGAACCAUCAACAAGUCAGAUAUUUUCAUUGAUCACCUUGUAUCAAAGAUUCACUCUAAACAUAAAUCUCGGUACCUAGUAGGAAGAGAACUUACAACUCUUGAGAUUAGAGAUGCUUUGAUUCCUUAUCUUGAAUCCCUUUUUGAAGAAUAUGGAGACAUUUUGAUGGAUUUUGUGGAAAACUAUCCAAACCCACCUGUCAAGGAAAAGCCUACGCCAAUCUCUAUCCCUAGUUCAUUGGUGAAAUCGAAGAAGACGAAAGCCAUGUCUCGAGCAAGCGAGGUAGACCCAGCUGGCAAGCUUCGUCCUCAUAUUGUCUAUCUAUUGGAGUUUGGCAUGAAUAUUGAGCAGAUCAAGAGUAUCACUCGAAGAUUUCCUUCCUUUGCCUAUUAUAGCUUAGAUGGAAAAAUCAAACCAGUAGUUGAAUUUCUUUUAGAACUUGGAGUUCCAAAAGAAGACAUUCCCAUCAUUCUCACUAAAAGGCCUCAGUUGUGUGGUAUCAGUCUCUCUGAGAAUCUCAAACCUACCAUGAAGUUCUUGGAAACCCUGGGUGUAGACAAGCAGCAAUGGGCCAAGGUGAUAUACAGAUUUCCAGCUCUUCUAACUUAUAGCAAGCAAAAGGUGAAAACAAGUGUGGAGUUCCUCUAUGAAAUAGGUCUUUCAGAGGAGAACAUAGGUAAAAUCUUAACUCGCUUCCCCAAUAUUAUCAGUUACAAUGUGGAAGGCAAGCUACGACCAACAGCAAAUUACUUUCGUUCCCUGGGAGUUGAUGUUGGUAUUCUUCUAUUUCGAUGUCCACAAAAUUUUGGUCUUAGCAUUGAUGCUAAUCUAAAGCCUGUGACGGGAUUUUUCUUAGAGAAAGGAUACACAGUACAGGAAGUUGGGACCAUGAUUUCAAGAUAUGGAUCAUUGUAUACAUUUAGCCUGGCAGAUAAUUUGAUUCCAAAGUGGGAAUUUUUUGUGACUAUGGACUACCCCAAAUCAGAGCUGGUUAAGUUCCCUCAGUUUUUUGGUUACAGUUUGGAAGAGAGGAUUAAACGGAGAUAUGCUCUAAUGAAAGAGUGCAGAGUGAAGUUGCUGCUAAACCAGCUUCUGUCUCUGUCAAAUAGUGACUUUGAGGAGGCCUUGGAAAAGAAAAUGAAGAAAAUGCAGCUUGACCAGGAUUCUAGUUCUAGUGCCGAACAUGUUCAAUCACAUGAGGAAAAAUGAAGGCUUGGAGCCUUGGACUGUGUUGUUUGUAGUGUUUUAGAAUUAGAAUAAUAGAUGCCUAACCUUGUGUAUGUUUUACAGCAUUAUGCCUGGAACUUGGCUGAUGAUCCUGAAUUUGAGCUGCAUUGGUUGUAGCCUCAUUUUCAAGUUUUGAAUGCUAAAACCAUUCUUCUAAAGUAUAUCAAAUUGUUUCUAUGUCCAUACAUUAAGUGAUGGACUUAUUGUGCUCCAA
Molecule: messenger RNA, 3380 nt
Organism: Prosopis cineraria
Lineage: Eukaryota; Viridiplantae; Streptophyta; Magnoliopsida; Fabales; Fabaceae
Product: transcription termination factor MTERF5, chloroplastic
Exons: 4
Coding region: 1709-3148 (479 amino acids)
Biological process (GO): regulation of DNA-templated transcription
Molecular function (GO): double-stranded DNA binding
Source: RefSeq, a predicted model, not a curated record